AUGGCUGACAAGCAGAUCGACAGUGAAAUGAACGGCGAGGACUUCACCAAGGACGUUACAACCAACGAUGUGGUGGAGAGCAGUGAAAAUGGUGAUGCGGCGGCCGCAGCCGGCGCUGCAAAUGGCAGCUCUGAAAAUUCAGGCUCUGCUUCGGGUGCUAGUAACCAGCGUGAUGACGACAGAAAACUAUUUGUUGGCGGUCUCAGUUGGGAAACUACCGAGAAGGAGCUGCGUGAUCAUUUCGGCAAAUUCGGCGAGAUCGAGAGCAUUAAUGUGAAAACAGAUCCACAAACUGGACGCUCUCGAGGCUUUGCCUUCAUUGUGUUCACCAACACGGAGGCAAUCGAUCAAGUGAGCGCCGCUGAAGAGCACAUUAUUAACAGCAAGAAGGUUGAUCCUAAGAAAGCUAAGGCGCGUCAUGGCAAAAUCUUUGUGGGCGGUCUGACGACAGAGAUCAGCGAUGAGGAAAUCAAAACCUACUUCAGUCAAUUUGGCAAUAUUGUUGAGGUGGAGAUGCCAUUCGACAAGCAAAAGUCACACCGCAAGGGAUUCUGCUUCAUUACAUUCGAUUCAGAGCAGGUGGUUACGGACUUGCUGAAGACACCCAAACAGAAAAUCUCUGGCAAGGAGGUCGAUGUGAAGCGCGCAACGCCAAAGCCUGAGAAUCAAAUGAUGGCCAUGCGAGGUGGUCCUCGUGGUGGCAUGCGUGGUGGUCGCGGUGGAUACGGCCGUGGUGGUUACUCCCAGCAAUGGGACGGCCAGGGCUCAUAUUCGGGCUAUGGCGGUUAUGGCAAUUAUGGCUCCGGCGGCUUCACCGAUUACUAUACCGGCGGUUACUAUAAUGGAUAUGACUAUGGUUAUGACUACGGCUAUGGCGGCGGCUAUGAUGGCGGCUUUGGCGGCAAUGGCUACGGCGGCGGUCCGCGCGGCGGUCCCAAAGGUGGUGGCUUCAAUGGCGGCAAGCAGCGCGGCGGUGCAGGCGGCCGACAGCCGCGACAUCAGCCAUACUAAUAGAAAGGCGUGGCAGUUGAUUUGUGGCAACCGACAUUUACUUAUAAAAACGCAAACUAUUUGAAUUUUUCUUAGUUUAGUUUGUUAUGCAUAUACUUCAAUACCAACACACACACACAUACUUGCAUUCAUUUUUUAAGGCAGUGUUCAGCUCAGGACGGAAAUUCUCAACUCUGGCGCAGCAAUUUAAACAGCAGCAUACACAUUUGUUGUGUAGCAUCAUUCCAGAUUAAUAACAAUGGCAACUAACUAAGCAAAGAGCGCAUCAUUUAAUACAAACACAACACACACACACACAUUUAUAAAUAGAAAUUAGGCUUAGAGAAAUUGUAAUUUUCAGCAAGUGGCUAAUUUUUCAUAGCCACACGCUUGUUAUAAGCCACAAAUCCCCACCAAAAUGUACACACAACACGCGCGCACACAUGCAAACAUACAAAACACACACAUACACACACACGCCACACCUAUAACUUGGCUUAGCUAUGUGUGUGGCGUUAGAAAUUUGUUUAACUAAUGUAGUCUCAUACAUUAUGCGCGUUAAUUGUUUAACUUGUAAGCAGGGUCAGAGGUCAGCGUCAGGCAGUGUGGCAUACAAACAAACAAACACUUAUAUA
Messenger RNA from Drosophila busckii, 1625 nucleotides. RefSeq names its product RNA-binding protein squid (gene sqd). Gene Ontology annotation, molecular function: RNA binding. The record is from RefSeq and is a predicted model, not a curated record. The transcript has 8 exons. Gene Ontology annotation, cellular component: nucleoplasm. NCBI's taxonomy places the organism in Eukaryota, Metazoa, Arthropoda, Insecta, Diptera, Drosophilidae. Gene Ontology annotation, biological process: regulation of gene expression. Bases 1 to 1011 code for a protein of 336 amino acids.